Messenger RNA from Sipha flava (yellow sugarcane aphid), 3605 nucleotides. RefSeq names its product gamma-2-syntrophin (gene Syn2). The record is from RefSeq and is a predicted model, not a curated record. The transcript has 12 exons. NCBI's taxonomy places the organism in Eukaryota, Metazoa, Arthropoda, Insecta, Hemiptera, Aphididae. Bases 1687 to 3180 code for a protein of 497 amino acids. Gene Ontology annotation, molecular function: structural molecule activity; protein binding. Gene Ontology annotation, cellular component: dystrophin-associated glycoprotein complex; intracellular anatomical structure.
AUUAUUACUAUUAUUAAAUAACUCAGUAGUAAGAUUAUUCGAUUCUAAAUGAAAUGAUGAUUAUUCGAUUAUUAAUCGAUUAGUCUAUCAAUAAACAAUUAUUCGAUUAUUCAAUUAAAAUCGAAUAUUAUUUAAAUAAUCGAAUAUUCCAAAGAAAAAAUAAUCGCACAGUCCUAAUAGAGGGUACCUGAAACAGAGAUUUUUUUUUAAAUAUCUGCAUUCUCGAAAUAAAUCGAAACGAAAAAAAUAGUUAGGUCGUAUUUGCAAUUCUUAAAAACGAAAUCAAUUAUAAAUUCGCGUUCGUAUAUUUUACGAAAUUAAAUUGAACACAAACUCCUGAAAGUUCGCACUCAUUUCAUCGCCCGGUUCAUUGAAUCCACCGGGAAAAUUAUUUAGUUUUCUAACCUCGGUCACUGCAAGGACCACGAUUAAACAACAACCACAGUUCUUUAAUCACGUAGAGUACCAUCGCAGCAGGGAUGCGUUCUUAUAGUGUCGGAGUUAUAAAAGUUUGAGUAGCACAGUAUCCACAGCAGUCCAUCUCGGCACGGUAUCACAUCUGAAUUGUUGUUGUUUGCCGUUUUAUAAAGUUCAAGAGCACACGUCUAGUAUCUACUUGUUAUGGACGUCGAUUGGAAUAAUUGGUCAAGUACUGAUUAUGGUUCACUUCCCACGUUGUCCACCGUCCGUCGAUCAAAUCACAGGUACGGUUACAUUUCAGAUGUCCGGUCCGGUUAAUCGCGCUUGUCGAUAUUUGACGAGAUCCGAGUCGUUCCAAAGCCAAAAGACCCGGCCGCAGCACCCAUCGCUUUUGAAUACGACCGUAGCCGAUCACAUCUUCGUAAUGUCACCGAGUCGCCGACCGCAUUCGACGAUGGCGAAGACUACCACAGGAAUUCGGCGGUAAACGAAAACAAUCGGAUUUCAAGGCCGUCGUUCUCCGUGCCGAGAACCGCACGGAAACCGCAUUCGGCCGUUGAUUCUCGUUUCACGUGCGUGGCGGUAAAGGAUAAUUUUUCCGUACCAACACACACUUUUUCACGUGUCCCACCCGCGUUCGAACGUAUCUGAUGGUGUUUUAUUCGCGGUUCCUUUCGUGGGUCACCUGUCCUCGGUGGCGACGACGACGACGACGCGACAAUCGUUCCCUAUAACACCGUUCUUUGGCGAGACGGGGUGAUCGGUGAUUGCCGAAUUGAUUGGUUUCGAAAAACGGGGAAAAACCCUUAAGCGGUAACUGUCGACGCACCACACCGGCCCCGCGCGCGCGUUCGUUUGCCGGCCGUCACGGCGCAUGCCGGGCAGCAGUCGGUCGCCCACGGUAAAAGUUAUUCGAUUAUCGACCGACGCCGCGACCGCCAGCAGUCGCGCCGCACCGCCGGAGAACGAAGUUUGUAGCAGUACCGUCUCAGCUCGGAACGCGCGAAGAUUCUUCCGCGUGCUCGUGUGCUCUCGUACGCGCGUGAUUUUCGUACGUAUUCGACAGUCGUCCGCGUGAACGUCUUCGAGACCGAGAUCGGUGACAUCGAGAAAUCUUCGUCGAUUUGCAUCCAACUUUUUUGUUCCUAUCAUCAGCGUCGUUUGUAAAUGUUUGUUGCUGAUGUAGACCUAUGAGAACAUUUCGGGACGAGAGAGAUUACGGCUUUUUCUCCGGGUACGCCACUUUUUGAACAGUUCAAAGAAAUUAUGCAUUUGAAUUUAAACAGUACCGAAGAAUCGGAUAUAAAAGAGGAAUGUUUGGACGGGAUCAAAGCGAAAACGGGAUUAGUACGAGUGAACGAUUCAAAUAGAGGUUCAUUAACUAUUCGAUUGGUUUUGACUUUGGAAUGUCUGAAACUACAAAAACAAGAGAUAGUCGACAACCAACAAUCGUCAUCAUCGUCGUCCGAGGAUACCAUUGACAAUUAUCAACCUAGCCCCAACUAUUAUUUGAGAUAUGUGACUGUGGUGAGAAAAAACGGAAGUCUCGGAAUAAGCGUCAAAGGUGGUCAAGAAAAUAAUUUACCGAUAUUAAUAUCGAGGAUUCCCGAUGGAGGUGCCGCUUACCACACCAAAAGAUUGUUUGUAGGAGAUGCUAUAAUUAAAGUGAACGAUCAGUUAAUAACGAAUGUUUGCCAUGAUGCAGCUUUACACAUUUUGCGAAAUUCUGGAAAUCACGUCACAUUAUUGGUUAAGCAUUACAAAGCUGCGGCUCCAUUUUUAUUAGGAUCAAAAGGCAAUAAUAACAAAAACAACAACAAUAAUGGAGAAAGUGACACAGAAGACGGACAAUGGGUAGAUUAUCUUAUAAUACCACUGAUGAUGGGUUACGUAACAAGAUACGUGCAGGGUACAGACAAACUGCGAAGAAACGGUUUCGAAGUGCACGGCAUAAAUGGUUCGAAUUCCACUAUCAUACAUUGCGACAACGUCAAAAGUUUGUCUGAAUGGGUCAAACUCAUUUCGGAAAACAUUGCUAAUCUAGCGGAAAUACAAAUUAAACUGUAUAAUUUAAACUUUGGAAUCAAUGAAAAAAUCGAGUAUAUGGGAUGGGUAAAUGAAGGAGUUUUAAACAACAACCACCCUUGGCAGAGUUAUUGCGCGAGAUUCAUGAUUAUCAGAGGACGAGACGUAUUGCUUUUUGACACACCGCCAAUGUCCAUUACAGAAUGGCUGGACUGCGACGUGGUGUACAAGCUGUACGAGUCCAUGUUGAGAUUGGUGAAAGACACGGAGAAUGUGGAUCAACGGCAAAACUGUUUUUUGCUACAGACGUCGAACGGCGUUUCCCGAUACUUCUCGAUGGAAACCAAACAGGGUUUACUAGACGUGCAGUGUGCGUGGCACAGAUCGAUAUGCACGUCCAUGACGCACAUCAAAAGCAGAACGUUUUACGUGCUAUUCGGCAACAACCAACAGCCGUCGAACUUAAUACUGGACUGGGACAACGGGUUCACAUUGUACGACAACUGGAACAAUUCCAACGUGUGGACGUACAAAUUUUCCGAGCUCCGCGGCUCCUCGGACGAUCACAUUUCCCGACUAAAACUACACUUCAACGACAAUGGUCGCAUCGAAACCAAGGAAUUGGUUUGUCAAGAUCUACAGAGUUUGCUGUUCUGCGUGCACGCGUUCUUGACCGCCAAAGUGGUAUCCGUAGACCCAUCGUACUUGAACGCGGAAGGAAUUCAACUGCUAUAAGACGUCGCCGAUAGUAACGAUAAAAAUAUCAUAUUGUGUACUACUAUGUAAAUGUUAAAUAAUCAGGCGGUCGCAUAUUUUAUAGUUUUAUUUUAUGGUUGUUUAUAAAUAGUUUUUAUACUAGAAGAAUUCAUAAUGUUUUAGCCAUCGCAUGCAAAACUGUACGAUUGUUACCUAUUUGGAUAUAGUUCCAUUAGAGUAUGAUUUGAAUUUAAUAUAAAAAGUACAUAUACAUUCGUUAAUUUACAAAUGAGCGAACUUGCACAAAAAUAUGUUCAUUUUCUAGUCGUUCGAUCACUUCGGAAUAGUUUGCAGUGAAUCGGAAUCGGUUCGACGACGUCAAAGAAUAUUUGUUGUUACACUUAUUAUUACUAUUAUAUUAUGAAAUGUUCAAUAUUUUCAUUUAUUUAUAGCUGGUUUGCUUU